ACGUCAAACGAGCGUACCGCUCUCUGCUACCUGGGACACAUCAAACGCGUCGCGAAGAAAAUAUGCGAGAAAAUAGGUGAAAAUUGUGUGAAAAUUUCGGUGUACAAUCUCCGUCUCCGUCGCUCUGUGUAUGUGUUUGUGCUCGUGCGUGUUAGUGCUAAAUAAAUCGCCAAACCGUCGUGCCACAGUGUUUGCCGUGUGCUGCGUUGGUGAAGUGAAUUGAAUAAACAACAACUCGAGACAAGUAUAUUUGCAUUCACUUCGCGUUGAAGUAUCGCAAGAAUCGGAAGUAACCAGUCCCGAUAGGAACCUUAUCCCCACAACGCGUCGAAGUUAACGAGAAAAACUAGCAACGAGAAGUCCUGCGAACGGUGUGAUCCUUUCCGCCGGUAGGGACUCACAGUCAGCGAGAAGUGCCAAAGAGGAGGAGCAGAAGCGAGCCGAAAAGCCGAUCCCUAUAGCGAUAAUGACACGUUGGCGCGUGUGCUGAUUGACACAACCAGUAACCUGUUGUCCUGCGUGGGGCGCAAAUUGUAAGGAAAAGCACAACCCGUCCUGUGUGUGUGCCAAAACGAGGGACAUCUUGGGUGGCGCAUGUGUCCUUUCCGCACUUGGUUGGACAAGAAGCUACUGGGCGAAUCGCGCAAGUGCCACGUUGCCUCCUCCCGGUUUGCGUGAGUGCUUGUGGCGCGGCACAACCGAUUGAUGAAUUUAUCUGGCGUGUGCUGUCCGUGCUCUUCCCCUCCCUGCGUCGUCCAACGCUUCCCCGCUGCCGUAACUAGAGAAAAAGAGCGACACGACGACGACAGCGACGAGCGAGAAAAGCUGCCUGUUGCCGGCGUUGGUUUAUGAGCUCGCGGGCGUACCAUCGCCACAGUAAGCAGUGUGUCGUCGCGUCUGGAGGUAGGGCCACGCGGUGGUUUAGUUGUGGGAAGCCCAGUGUGAUACGUGUCAGUUAGUGAACUUUUAGUGUGUGUGUGUGUGUGUAUGUGUUUACAUUCCAACGGCAUAAAUCACGACGGAGUGUGACGGUAGAGCCGGUGCCAUCCGCCAAACCCGAUUUUCGAUGGUAAAGGCACCACUGUUGUCGACCGCUUCCCAGCAGCAGCAGCACCAGAAGCCCCAGUGCCCGAAGGAGAUCAUCCACCAGCCGUCCCCGCCGGUCACGCUGUCCUGUGUAUCCUCCUCCCCGUCCACCUCCCAGGUGCUGAUACAGCAGCAGCAGCAGCCGCCGCACCAUCUCCACCAGCAUCACCAUCACCAUCUGCUUCAGCUUCAGCAGCAACAACCGCCACAGCAGCAGCAGCCCCCGCAACAGCAGCAGCAGCAGCAGCAGCCCCCCUUAUUCAGCUUCCCACCACCGCUGGCGACGGCGACAGCGGCCACCCACACGACGGCCUACUAUCCGAUCGGGCCGGUCAAGAAGCAUCGCCGGGUGCAGAUACAGAUGGCGACGGAACCGCCACCGGUCGGGACGGGCGGCAUCGUCGUGACGAAGACGGCCACGUCGGCCGCCAUCGCCGUAGUCGCACCGACCGCCCGGAAUGCGGCCGUCGCGAUGGCGACCGGCGGUACGCUGAGCAAUUGCGUGACCACGGGCACGGUAGCGCCCGCGCCGACCGUUGCAACCGUUUGCAGCGGCGCUGCUGCAACGGUCGUACAGUCGGCGACGAGCCAGGCACAGCAGCAGCAGCAGCAGCAACAGCAGCAACCAAUUCUAACCCUUGCGCCGGCCGGUACGUCACCAGGAGCAGCGGCAACAACGAUGAAAGCGAUAAAUCAACCCACGCUGCAGCAUCAGCGGAUUCAAUCGAUGCACCACAUCCAUCACCAUCAUCACCAUCAGCUGAUCAACGGUGUGCCGGCGUCGGCCGGCCAGCGCAUGCCGGCGAAUGCGGUGGCAGCGGCGGCCGUGGUCGCCUCGACCGCCACCCAUACGACCCACCAGCCGUCGCCGGCCGGCUGGCCGAUGGUCGAGCCGGUGUUUCACUUCGGGCCGGGGUUCGAGCUGGAAACGCGCCCGUACUGUCCGACCCACACGCCACCGUCGGAGCAUGUCGUGCUGUUUCACGUGCGGCCGGGGGUGGCCGUCACGUUCCAGAUCGCAGGCAACCGGGAAACGAUACGAG
Anopheles merus is the source of this 2129-nucleotide messenger RNA. RefSeq names its product centrosomal and chromosomal factor-like. The annotation marks the transcript as partial. The record is from RefSeq and is a predicted model, not a curated record. NCBI's taxonomy places the organism in Eukaryota, Metazoa, Arthropoda, Insecta, Diptera, Culicidae. The transcript is spliced from 3 exons.